GUCACUCGUUUGCUUGUGACGCGUCAGAGGGCAUCCAAACAAGGUUCCUAGAAGUGGAGGUCAGCUGGGAGGAAAAAGCAUGGCAGCUCUAGUCAGGAAGUCUUACGGUGCUCUGCACAGCUCUAUCAGCAGACAUGCACGCUUUGCAGUGGUUUUUAGGUCAAUGGCCUCCAAAACCCCAGUUGGUUUUGUUGGACUUGGCAAUAUGGGAAAUCCAAUGGCUAAAAAUCUUCUGAAGCAUGGCUAUCCUGUUGUUGCAUAUGAUAUCUUCCCAGAGGCCUGCAAGGAGUUCCAGAAUUCUGGUGCCCAGAUAGUAGAUUCACCCGGUGAUGUAGCAGAAAAAGCUGACAGAAUUAUUACCAUGCUGCCCUCAAGUGCAAAUGCUGUAGAAGCCUAUAAUGGAUCUAAUGGAAUUUUGAAGAAAGUGAAGAAAGGCUCCUUGCUGAUUGAUUCAAGUACUAUUGACCCUGCGGUAUCUAAGGAAUUGGCAAAAUCUGUGGAGAAAAUGGGAGCAGUGUUUAUGGAUGCACCUGUGUCUGGGGGUGUUGGAGCUGCCCGGUCUGGAAACCUCACCUUUAUGGUUGGUGGAGUGGAGCAGGAGUUUCAUGCUGCACAAGAGUUAUUGUCAUGCAUGGGAGCUAAUGUCAUCUAUUGUGGAGAAGUUGGAACAGGGCAGGCUGCCAAGAUUUGCAACAACAUGCUGUUGGCAAUUAGCAUGGUUGGGACAGCAGAAACCAUGAAUCUUGGGAUACGAUUAGGGCUUGACCCAAAGCUCUUGGCCAAAAUCCUGAAUAUGAGCUCUGGUCGCUGCUGGUCAAGUGAUACCUAUAACCCUGUACCAGGUGUGAUGGAAGGUGUACCCUCUGCCAAUAAUUACCAAGGAGGAUUUGGGACAACUCUAAUGGCAAAGGAUCUAGGGUUAGCUCAGGACUCUGCUACCAACACCAAGACCCCAACACCUCUAGGAUCUCUCUCACAUCAGAUCUACAGAAUAAUGUGUGCCAGGGGCUAUGCCAAGAAAGACUUCUCCUCUGUCUUCCAGUUUUUACGUGAAGAAGAGAAUUUGUGAAUGAAUAUCACGGAUAAAGAAAUUGGAUAUACAAUACUAUUUUUUUUAAUCCCUCCUCUUAGUUUAACUAAUACAGGGUAAAUUUAUAAGUCUGCUAGAACUGGUCACAUUAUACAAACACUGUGUUAUUACUUUUGAUUUUUUUAUGCACCAGUUACUAAGAUUAAAUAAAAAUGUGAAUUUGAUUUCAAUGGACACUAACUGAUGACAAAGGGACAUAAAACCUAUUUUUUUCUUUCAUGAUUCAGAUAGUGCUUGUGAUUUUAAAUAACUUUCCAAUUUACUUAUAUUAUCUAAUGGAUUUCCUUUGUUGAAAAAGAUACCUAGGAAGACUCAGUAGCGGCUGAUUGGUAGCUGCACAUAUACGCCUCAUGUUAUUGGCUCACCCAAUGCAUUCAGCUAGUUCCCAGUAGUGCAUUACUACUUCUUCAACAAAGGAUAUCAAGAGAAUGAAGCAAAUUUAGAUAAAAAAUAAAUUGGAAUUUUGUUUAAAAUUGUAUUAUCUAUAUAAAUCAUGAAAGAAACAUUUUGGGGUUCAUAUCCCUUUAAAUUGGGAUCUGUAUACAAUACUUUAGAUUUUACUAACUUCCAAUGUUUUUCAGUAUUUUAAUAAUAAAUGGUUUAUGGAAGUACCAAUGGAAAGCAAAACAUAUGGGGCUGAAGUCAGUGCUUAUUAACGCACUCAUCAGACCUGUUCUAAUCUCCUUUCAUUAAUGAUAUUUGUGGUCAAGUGAGUUUUUUUUCCUUAAACUAUUAAAGGGACAGUGUCUUUGUAAUCUAAUAUUUUAAAUGAACCAGCAAAAUAACAACCUUUGCAUAAUAUAAUCUGGAUGUUAGAAGCUGCAGAAACAUGUUAAAGUGGGAUCAAAAGCUAAGGGGAUUUUAUAAAUUGCAUAUUCUAUAUGGCCUUACACAGUCAAAUGCUGGUUUCCUUUUAGUUGGUAUAGCAUUGCCUACAUAUAUUAUACAAGCAUUGAAAAAGUGAUAUGGCAUAAACUGUGUAUUAUGGAAACUCUUCUGUAAGCUGUGACUGAAUGAUUUAGUGGUGGAUUAAUAAUGUUUGUUAGAAGCGGGAACAUAUACCUGUUAUGUGUUUUAACAAUGAGCAGUUGGUAUCAAAAUAAACUUGACUGUCUUAAGGCUAAAGUUGAACUCCUUUUAUGAACUAUCCCAGUGCAGUGUUUCUUGAUAGUGAAGUAAGAUAUCCAUGGUUAUUCUGUACCAAGACUACUUACUAUGUGUGACACUCCAAUAAAAUAAUGUGACUUAA
Bombina bombina (fire-bellied toad) is the source of this 2339-nucleotide messenger RNA. RefSeq names its product 3-hydroxyisobutyrate dehydrogenase (gene HIBADH). The transcript has 8 exons. Bases 80 to 1069 code for a protein of 329 amino acids. Gene Ontology annotation, molecular function: NADP binding; NAD binding; 3-hydroxyisobutyrate dehydrogenase activity. The record is from RefSeq and is a predicted model, not a curated record. Lineage: Eukaryota; Metazoa; Chordata; Amphibia; Anura; Bombinatoridae. Gene Ontology annotation, biological process: L-valine catabolic process. Gene Ontology annotation, cellular component: mitochondrion.